Penicillium odoratum is the source of this 1707-nucleotide messenger RNA. Its product is annotated as homeobox domain-containing protein. NCBI's taxonomy places the organism in Eukaryota, Fungi, Ascomycota, Eurotiomycetes, Eurotiales, Aspergillaceae. The coding region runs from base 1 to 1707 and encodes 568 amino acids. The record is from RefSeq and is a predicted model, not a curated record. Gene Ontology annotation, biological process: regulation of DNA-templated transcription. The transcript has 2 exons. Gene Ontology annotation, molecular function: DNA binding.
AUGAAUCCCCAACGAUCGGCUGGCUCCGCAUCCCAGCAUGUACCACAGCCAGCAGACUCUGAGCCACAAGAACUGACUGAUGCAAACAUCCUGGAUAACUGCUGGGCGUCGGAUCAUACACCGGCGGACUGGAAUGACUUCUACUUUUGCUCAUCAGAGUCUAUCCCUGCGGAAUGUUCAUGGAAAAGCCAUGAAUCACGACAUCUCGAAACAUUCGACCAUUCAUAUCUUCAGGCUUCAGAUCCUCUCAAUGCCGCAGUCGGAGAUGAUACAGAUUUAUUUCAGCCGCAACCUCAAAAUCUCUCAAACGUUCCUCAGUGGCUUGAUGGGGCUUAUCGCCCAUCGGUUCCAUGCCGUUAUUGCCGCAGACAUCGACUUCAGUGUCUGAUUCUUCGCACCACAUCAGCAAAUCCAAAUCCUGUCUCAUCCUGCUCUAGCUGUGUGGCGCUAUUUAGAGAAUGCAGUCUCGCAAAGGGAGAAAAACGAUUACCCUCUGGAUUUGAGACUUUUGCUCCGGUACUAGGCCACUUACAUGGUCUGCCGGAGCAUACCGAGGAUAGCGAACAGGCUCUACCUAGUGCGGAGACCAUAGAAGAGAGAAAAGAAUCUAAGCGAUUUGUGCGAAAGGGUGCCAGAGUCUUACGAGAGUGGUUCUAUCAAAACCAAGAAUGUCCAUAUCCGACCGAAGACCAGAAGAUUCAAUUCUCGCGUGAAACCGGAUUCUCAGAGAAACGGAUUACCACAUGGUUCGCGAAUGCCCGUCGUCGCCAGAAACAGAAAAUCCAAUCAUCAAAUUCCGCAUCCAACAUUCGUACUCGUGCGGGGUCCCCGUUAAUUAGGAGUACCCUGGACUCGCUGACCCCCCUGGAGCGGUGGAAGGCAUCCCCACCAGAAGAUGAACCGGUGUCGGAGUCUGUGAUACAAGAUGCGAUUGCGUCUGCUGGAUUAGAUGCAAUAGACCCAUUUCAGCUCGAUGAAUCCGCGAUGGACUGGUUCAAUUUUGACCAGUCAUCGUCCCAUCUUCCUUCUUCAACCUCUAGCUUUGGAAGCCGUGUAUCAGAGACCUCAGAUAGUGUCUCAUCAACCUGGAGUCACCAAUCAGGAGAGGGUUUACCAUUCCCAAUGUUGCCAAAGACGUCGCGCUCUCGCAGACGAGACCACUCCGAAGAGCAUCAAUACCAGUGCACUUUUUGUAUUCGAUCAUUCAAAAAGAGACAUGAUUGGAUUCGACAUGAGAAAAGCGUACAUCUUUCACUUGAGACCUGGAUUUGCAUACCGAGGCCGAACGAACUCCAACAAAUUUGGCAUUCUCAGGUGGCUGAAUGUAGCUUUUGUGACACCUUGUUUCCUGGCCCGGCUCAUUUAGAAGAACAUGAGUUUUACGUCUGUGCGGAAAAGCCCGUAGCGGACCGGUCUUUCACUCGGAAGGAUUACCUCUGGCAACAUCUUCGAAAGUUUCAUGGCUGUACAAAAAAUCCUGUCUCUGACCUGGAAGCGUGGCGAGAGGCCGGUGCCAAUGUUCAAAGUCGAUGUGGUUUCUGUGAUCAAUCACUGUCAACGUGGACUGCUCGAGCGGACCACCUGGCGGAACAUUUCAAGAAUGGAAUGCGAAUGAAUAUGUGGGUUGGCGAUUGGGGACUGAGUCCAAUUGCGAUGGGGGUCCUUCGCAACGCUACGUUGCCUAAUCAGCGAUCUUUGGCUACUUGA